GUUUGUCUGGGAAACCGUCCAGAAGUGGUGAACAAUCUUAUCAGGCCUCUCGACAGCUCGGAAGUUGAUGGUUUUUUGUCCGUGGUGAGAGAGCCACAGCGCUCUUCUGUCUCAGCUGCAGUAUUGACUGAUGACUGGACUGUGUGUUUUCCAGAUGGCCACGAGCAGUAGCUGAGGACGCCGCUGGGAGUUCUCCACUUGCAGAUAUGAGUGGUCCAAGUGUUUGGGCCAUCUCUCCUGAGGAGAGGGACAAACAUGAUCAGAAUUUCGACACCCUCUCCCCAUCGAUGGGCUAUGUCUCAGGAGAACAGGCGAGGAAGUUUUUCCUCAAGUCGGGGCUGCCUGCCUCCGUGUUGGCUGAGAUAUGGGCUCUGGCCGACAUGAAUAAAGAUGGAAAGAUGGACAGGUUGGAGUUUUCCAUUGCUAUGAAGCUCGUAAAGCUAAAACUUCAGGGUACACCGCUUCCCCAAGCCCUGCCAAUCAUCAUGAAGCAGCCACCGGUGCCUGCCCCCAACCUGAGUAAACCAACCUACGGUAUUAGUUCUGUGCCUAACUUGAUGAUGCCCGGAUCAAACCUUACCAUGUUGACUCCUAUCCCCAUGGCAACCUCUGGACUGUCAACUUUGACACCAAUGCCUGGCCUGACUCCUAUGGUUCCUACAGCAACGGGGCUCAACCCACUAAUAGCCUCCACCCCCACCAGGCCCAUGAUGUCUACCAUGGGAAACACUGCGAUGCCAAACGGCACCAUGGGACUUCUCCAUCCAAUGCCUGCAGGAGUUUUGUCUACUGGCUUACCGCUCUCUGUGACCCCCUACACCUCACCACUCGGACUGGGAUCUGGCAGCUCUGCUUCCUCAUCCCCGUCUGGGUUGUCCCCCAUGGCUGCUGUUCCCAGCGACUGGGCCGUGCCACAUGCUUCCAGACUUAAAUACAGGCAGCAGUUCAACAGCUUGGACAAACAGAUGAUUGGAUUCCUCACUGGCCAGCAGGUGAGAGGUGCCAUGGCAACCACGAUGCUGACGCAGACACAGCUGGCCUCCAUCUGGAAUUUAGCCGACGUGGAUAAGGAUGGCAAGCUGAAAGCUGAGGAGUUUAUUCUGGCAAUGCAUCUUGUGGACAUGGCAAAGAGCGGACAGCCACUGCCACUCACACUGCCAAGUGAGCUGGUUCCACCCUCACAAAGGACUGGAGUGAAUGGAUCCAACGCCUCUCUCUAUGCAGCUCUGAUGGACGACUUGGACGUAGAACCUCCGCAGAAAACCAAAACCAACAUGUCAUUCGAGGAUAAAUUCAAAGCAAACCUGGAGCGCGGGAAUGCCGAGCUGGAGAAAAGACGACAGGCACUGCUGGAGGCAGAGAGGAGAGAGCAGGAGCGGCGCGCUCAGAAGCAGAGAGAGGAGCAGGAGAGGAGGGAGAGGGAGGCUCGAGAGGCCGAGGAGAGGAGGAGGAAAGAGGAGGAGAGGAGGCUGGAGCGACAGAGGGAGCUGGAGAGACAGAGGGAAGAGGAGCGACAGAGGGAGAUAGAGAGAAAAGAGGCUGCACAGCGAGAGCUCGAGCGUCAGAGGAAAGAGGAGUGGGAGAGGAGGAGGAGAGGGGAGCUCCAGAUAAAGAAAGAACAGGAGCAGGAUGAUAUCAUUAAACUGAAGGCUAAGAAGAGGAGUCUAGAGAUGGAGUUGGAGGCAGUGGGCAACAAGCAGCGUCAGAUCUCAGACCGACUCCGAGACAUUCAGAACAAGAAGAAGCUUCAGAGGACAGAGCUGGAUCUGAACAGUCAGAGGAAAGACACACGGCAGCAGGACAUCAAUAGCCUGCAGAAAGAGAUCGAGGAGUUCCAGAGGAAGUUGUCUCACCUGACCCCUGUGCAGAGAAGUCUAACUGAGAAACUCAAUAACAUGUCCCUGAAUAAUAUGCCUGUAUCGACCAUGUCCACACUGAAGGUGGGAGUCACAGAGAAAAGAGGGACAUGUAUGAAACUGCGAGACCAGCUGAAAAUCCUAGAGAAGGAGACUGCAGACAAACUGGCUGAGAUGGACCGGUAUAACAAAGACGUGCAGGAACUGAGAGAGAACCAGAGAAAGCAGCAGGCUGCGCUGGAGAAACUGCGAACCAUCAAAGAAGACAAACGGCGUGAGCUGAUUCAGAGGAAGGAGCAGGAAGAGGAGAGGAAACGCCAGGAGGAGGAGGCUCAGAGGCGCAUUAAGAUUGAGAAGGAGCGUCAGUGGCAGGAGAAGCUGAGGAGGGAGGAAGAGGAGCGCCAGAGGAAACUACAGGAGGAGAGAGAGGCCAAACAGAGAGAGGAGGAAGAGAAGGAGAGACAGGCUCUCAUCCGGGCUGCCAAGGAGCAGGCCGAACGAGAGCUCAGAGCAAAAGAGGAGGUGGAGAGGAAGAGAAGAGAGGCCGAGGAAAAGAGGAAAAGGGAGGAGGAGGAGCGCCAGAGGCAAGCCGAGAGGCAGAGGCAGGAGGAGGAGAGGAGGAAGCUGGAGCAGGAGAGGAGGAAGCUGGAGGAAGAGAGGAGGAAGCUGGAGGAAGAGAGGAAGCUGGAAGAGAAGAGAAGGAAAGAAGAGGAGGAGCGGCACAGGAGGGAAGAAGAGAGGAAGAGGUUAGAGGAGGAGAGAAGAGAGGAAGAGCGCCGAAGGCAGAAGGAGGAGGAGGAGAGGAGGAGACAGAGGGCGGCGGAGGCGGCUGUCCGAGAUGCGGAGGAGAGGAAAAAACAGGAGGAGGAGAGAAAGAAGAGGGAGGAGGACGAUAGGAGGAGGCGGGAUGAAGAAAGGAGAAGGCUCCAUCAGCAACAGGAGGAAGAGAAGAGGAGACGUGCAGAAGAGGAAAGGAAGAGAAAGGAGUUAGAGGAGGAAAGGAAGAGAAAGGAGAUAGAAGAAGAGAGGAAGAAACUGGAGGAGGAGAGGAAGAGGAGGGAUGAGGCGUCUCGUCAGCAGCAGAACGGAGGAGGGAAGCUGGACAUUCAGGAGAAGCUGACGUCUUUGCUGAAAGGACUGGAGGAGAGAAAGGGUGGGCAGCCGAGGGCCACGCACCACAGGAAGUCAGCAGCUCUGACUUCCUUCAGAGCUCUGUACCCGUUCACAGCUCGCAACAACGAAGAGCUCAGCUUUAACGCAGACGACGUCAUAGAGGUCGAUGAAACGACAGAGCGGGAGGAGGGCUGGCUGUACGGCAGCAAACACGGGAAGAUGGGCUGGUUCCCAGAGAGCUACGUGGAGCGAGUGGCUCCAUCAGAGGCCGCUAAUAACACUGCUGCUCCUGUUGUUCCUGCUCCUGUUUCUAAACUGCCCCUUCAGUCACAGCUUUCCAGUGCCCUCGAGGCUGCCAUGGCAGCAGGGACAAAGUCUGCCUUCACACCGACACACUCUCCACACCCUGCGCCCUCAGAGACACAGGGACAGCAGGUGGUGGGUAACCUGCUGGCCCAGGCCCUGUGUUCCUGGACGGCAAAGACGGACAACCAUCUCAACUUCAACAAGGACGACGUGAUCCAGGUGCUGGAGCAGCAGGAGAACUGGUGGCUGGGCGACCUGAACGGUGAACGGGGCUGGUUCCCCAAGACCUAUGUGACGCUGCUGGGAGAAGAAGAGAGCUCAGACAUGAAGAGCUCCCCUCCUGAUGCUUCAGAGUCUAGCGACAGCCUGCAGCUUGAAGAAUAUGUGGCGUUGUACACCUAUGAGUCUCCGGAGCCUGGUGAUCUGACGUUCAAAGAGGGGGAUGUGAUAUUAGUGAGCCGCAGAGAGGGAGAGUGGUGGAACGGCGCCAUAGGCGACCGCACCGGUCUCUUCCCCAGCAACUACGUGAAACCCAAAGAGACGGACACAUCAAGUAUAUCUGGAAAGAAGAAGCCAGAAGUUGCCCAGGUGAUCAGGGCCCACGCCUCCACCGUACCUGAGCAACUGAAUCUGGAAAACGGUCAGCUCAUCGUCAUCCUCUGCAAGAACGCGUCAGGCUGGUGGCUCGGAGAACUGCAGGCUCGUGGUAAAAAGCGUCAGAAGGGCUGGUUUCCUUCCAGUCAUGUUAAGAUACUGGGAUCCAACAGUGGCAAGUCCACACCGGCACCUCAAGCAGUCUGUCAGGUCAUAGCCAUAUACGACUACACCGCUGCCAACGGGGACGAGAUGAGCUUCGCUAAAGGACAAUUGAUCAACGUUCUAGACAAGAACAACCCUGAUUGGUGGAGAGGAGAGAUCAACGGCGUCACCGGCCUUUUCCCCACCAACUACGUCAAGUUAACCACUGCAGACUGCGACCCAAGCCAGCAGUGGUGUGCAGACCUGAACAGCCUGGACACACUGAGCCCACAGGAGAAGAAGAGACAAGGUUACAUCCACGAGCUGAUGCAGACUGAGGAGAGAUAUGUGGAAGACUUACAGAUAGUUCUGGAGGUUUUCUACAGGCCUAUGUCUGAGUCGGGACGUGUGAGUGAGGCAGAGAUGUCCAUGAUCUUUGUCAACUGGAAGGAGCUGCUGGCGUGCAACACUAAAUUUGUCAAAGCACUGCGUGUUCGUAAGAAGACGGGUGGAGACAACAUGCCGGUGCAGAUGAUCGGAGACAUCCUUGCCGCAGAGCUGUCCCACAUGCAGGCCUACAUUCGUUUCUGCUCCUGUCAGAUCAACGGCGCCACACUGCUCCAGACCCGUACUGACAACGAGCCGGACUUCAAGGACUUCCUCAAGAAAAUCGCCACGGACUACAGGUGUAAGGGCAUGCCUCUGUCCAGCUUCCUGCUUAAACCCAUGCAGAGAAUCACACGCUACCCACUUCACAUCAAAAACAUCCUGGAGUGCACUGCUGAAGGCCACGCUGACCGAGGGCCCCUGAAGGAGGCUCUGGAGAGGGCGGAGGAACUUUGUCAACAGGUGAACGAGGGUGUGAGGGAAAAGGAGAACUCUGACAGACUGGAGUGGAUUCAGAACCACGUACAGUGCGAUGGAGCUGCCGAGCAUCUAGUCUUUAACUCUCUUACAAACUGCUUGGGCCCCAGGAAGCUGCUCCACAGCGGGAAGAUGCACAAAGCAAAGGGCAACAAGGAACUUUGGGCUUUCCUCUUCAACGACUUCUUGCUUUUAACUCAUGCGGCAAAACAGUUCGCGUCGUCUGGGCCUGAUAAACUGUUCAGCAACAGGAAUAACGUACAGCUUAAGAUGUACAAACCGCCCGUGCUGCUAAACGAGGUCCUGGUGAAGCUUCCUGAUCCUUCCAGCGAUGAGCCCGUCUUCCACAUCUCACACAUCGAUAGAGUCUACAUACUCAAGACGGACAACAUCAAUGAACGGACGGCCUGGGUUCAGAAGAUUAAAGCUGCGUCUGAGGAGUUUAUUGAGACUGAAAAGAAAAAAAGGGAAAAGGCUUAUCAAGCAGCUCGAUCUGUGAAGAACAGUGGAAUCGGCAGACUCCUCGUCACCAUCUUAGAAGCCACUGAGCUGAAGCCGGGAAAACCCAACGGUAAAAGUAACCCCUACUGUGAAGUGACCAUGGGAGCUCAGAUCUUCACAUCCAGGACGCUCAACGACACCCUGAACCCCAAGUGGAACUUCAACUGUCAGUUUCACAUCAGAGACCUCUACCAGGACGUCCUCUGCAUCACCAUCUUUGAGAGAGACCCAUUUUCACCUGAUGACUUCUUGGGUCGGACGGAGGUUCCCGUGGCAACCAUAAAGAAAGAGUUUGAGAACAAAGGACCAGUAACGCGUCGUCUCCUGCUGCACGAGGUUUCAACGGGGGAGGUGUGGGUCCGCCUCGACCUGCAGCUCUUCGCCAAUAAAUAGACGCUCAGAACGAACUAAAAUAGGAGAAAUAUGAGUAAGAACAACUAACCAAAUAAGAGAAGCUGCUUGUUUUCACAUUAACUAACUGGGACCCUUCCUCAUACACGUUUGAAAUGGACUGAAAGAAGACACAUCAAAAAGCCACCUGUGUUUCACACUUCACACCUUGAGAAAUUAAAUAUUAACCAGCGCUAAUAAUAUUUCUUCUGAUGUCAUCAGUCGGGAUUACGUCUCGUGUGACGACAUCUGAAGCCGCCAUUCGGAGUUCUCAUAUAUUCCUAGUGAUGACACCAAACGGAAAGGGAAGUGUGUCUGCUCCAGUCCAGGAUUUAAACUGAGAGUCUGUUUUCUUCAUCCGUGGAGACGGAGUGUGUCAUCAAGCUGGAGCUGGGUCAUCUGCAAUAAUUUACAACCUGGAGAUAAAGUUAGAACUGGACGAAGCCUGUUUCAAUAAUCACAGCACUACCAAAGCAAUAAAACUAAAUGUGUCUUCUAAUUUUUUUUUUUUUUUAAGUAUUCACAUUUUGCCAAGUCUGCUCAACCAAGGCCAUUUAAUAAGUUGACAAAGUAACCCGUGUUUUAUCAUAACCGUCAGCAUAUACAUAUGUUGGAGUUUUUUCUUUGUUUUUGAGAGGAUUUGACUGAUGGCUUUUGAGUGCCCUGCUUUUAAGCUGUCUCUGAUCAUGAGCUGUCACAGUGUGGUCUUCUCGCCGUGGCAUUAAGGAGGUCAGAAACGGUAGAUGACAGAUGAUGGACAGCGACAUGAAACGCUUCAGACAUGUUUUGGUCCGGAGUCAGUUUAAUACUGUAGACAGAAGAUCUCAGGAUACGUUAUUCUGGGUCAAGUCUGUGUGACUGUAACAAAACUGAACACUUAUUUUGUUUAGCUUUUUUUUUUUUUUUGUGUAUGUGUGUUUGUGUUUGUAUAUGUUUGAAGUGUAGAACUGUAAAGAUGCUCAAACAAGUUACAAUGCAGAAGUAUGUCGAUGUAUACUGAUGCAGCAGCGUUUGGAGUUUGACCUUUGAUCUUAAUGCAACUUAUCUUUUAAAAUAUCUCAGUUUCUUAAAUAUUCUGAUUUAUUUGGGAUGAAUUUGCACUUGAUGGCGGUUUCUUUUGCUUUUACGUUACUGUGCAAAAUUAGCUGAAGCCAAGUAAUUUUAACGUGAGACUGUAACAUAAGUAGGGUGACUGUUUCCUUCUACACGUCGAUCGCUCUCUCUUGCCGAGUCCGUUGUUCUUGUCUUACUGUUUUUGGUGGAGAGGACUUUGAGGUGUCGCAGACUGUAAGCUAUAUUAAACAGUAUUUUCUAAAUUUCUUUACACCUUCACCCUGUCAGACGUAUGUUCGGCGUCUUUCUCCAGGCUCUGACUCACUGACGGCAAUAUUAUCCAUCUCUGUUGCAUCAAAUAUAGCCCUUUAUAUGCAUCCGCCAUGAAAGCUUCAUAACAUAUAGGCUGUAGUAGCAGUGUGUUUGUGUUGUAGGCUGACUUUAUGGCACCUUCUCUGUUGUUUUUGCUCCAUGUCCUGUUCGCUUCCUAAGUUUUAGAGUCUGCUGGGUGCUCUGGAUAUAAAAAGUAUUUAUUUCUUAAUUUAUGCGUGUGACUAUCCAAAGGUUUGGAGCGCCUGCCUCUGCUGUGUCAUCUUGGAUAAUUAGUUUGUAUUCACUGGGUUUCCUUUAAACGUGAGUGGCUUCAGCUAUUAAAACGUCGAUACUGUUUUCAAAGCUGGUUCAACCUCUUGAACAUUGAGUUAUACUGUAAGUAGACUAGGUCACUAGUCUUUUUCUUUGGCCUGCUGUUUUUAUUUUGUUUAGUUUUUUGUUUUUUUUGCUCUUGCGUACAUUAUAUUCGUCUUAUUCAUUCAACACCUUGUUUUUAAGUCCUUUAUUAACAUUUUAUGUGAUUUUGAUUUUGUGGAAAGACACCAGACUCCCUGUCUGGUCUGUGUAGGGGUGUUUGAGUUUGUCUUUUGUGUUACAUAGUAUUUCCCGCAGCCCUCUGCAUUGACUGCUGCUGUGCUAGCUGAGUUUAUGGCUUCACUAACCCAGACUGUCUGUACACUGCUGAUCAGGCUGGAGUCUGUAACCUGCUGUCUGUACUCACUUUGGCCUCUGCGUGUCACUCUCUGAAUCAGGGUUUCUUAAGGCAAAUUAAAGGCAUUAAAAAUAAA
Messenger RNA from Mugil cephalus (flathead mullet), 7942 nucleotides. RefSeq names its product intersectin 2b (gene itsn2b). The coding region runs from base 207 to 5771 and encodes 1854 amino acids. The record is from RefSeq and is a predicted model, not a curated record. Gene Ontology annotation, biological process: positive regulation of Rho protein signal transduction; intracellular signal transduction. The transcript is spliced from 40 exons. Gene Ontology annotation, molecular function: calcium ion binding; guanyl-nucleotide exchange factor activity; protein binding. Lineage: Eukaryota; Metazoa; Chordata; Actinopteri; Mugiliformes; Mugilidae.